CCCGUUUUCUGCGCCACCCGCUGUCCAGAGUUCAAGCCUCUGACGAUUACUGCGCCGAUCACCCAAGCACAAACACCGGCUCUAGCAGUCCAGCUCUUGCACAUACACGGUUGAGCUAUCGAAGGAGCACGGGCGCAUAUUGGCAGUCAAUAGGAACCCGGCUCGCGUGCUCAUCCUCGCAACAGUGGUGGAUCACCGGCCCCUCCAUCCUCGAGAUCAACUAGAAAAACCCUGGGCUCUCACGUCAUUGGUGCGUCGGCCAUUCCAUUGGCUGCUGCCACUUGUUGCGACCGUUCUUUUUAUUGUUAUUGAAAAGAGGAUACCGACUCUCUAUGCUCUCGACUUCGCAAUUGCAUUCUCCAUCUUCUUGAGUGGCUCAUCACCAUGUCGUUGCGACAGAGAUUCAGAUCCCUGGCGGAUAAGCUGGCUGUUGAGGCCGAGCCGGGCCUUUCGACCACGCAGCUGAUGCUUGUCAAUUAUGACCUGAAACCCGUUGAGAAAGAGCGUCGGCAGUGGGGUCCGUGGAAUUUUGUUGCGUUUUGGAUUGCAGACUCCUUCAACAUCAACACAUGGAUGAUUUCAUCCUCCAUGAUCAUCGCCGGUCUGUCAUGGUGGCAGGCGUGGAUAUGCGUCUGGUUAGGCUACUCUAUAUCUGCCUGCUUCAUUGUAACGACUGGACGAAUUGGAGCCACGUACCAUAUUGGUUUUCCAGUCAUUGGUCGUGCAUCUUUUGGAAUCUGGGGGAGUCUAUGGCCGGUCUUUAAUCGCGCUGCCAUGGCAUGCAUUUGGUAUGGAGUUCAAUCUUACAUUGGCGGCACCUGCGUCUAUCUUAUGAUCCGCUCGAUAUGGAAAUCUUGGGACAGCUCCAAAAUGCCGGGAAAUUUUGGCACCAGCGCCACCAACACACCAGAGUAUGUUUCUUUCGUCAUCUUUUGGCUGUGCUCCUUGCCAGCCUUGUGGUUCCCCGUGCACAAGGUUCGACAUUUGUUCACCGUCAAAGCCUAUUUUGUGCCCGCUGCCGGUAUCUCGUUCCUGAUUUGGGCCUGUGUGCGGGCUGGUGGUGUCGGCCCCUUCAUUAGACAGCCUAGCACUCUUCAUGGGAGCAAGCUUGGAUGGCAGUUUGUCAACGGCGUCAUGUCUUCCAUUGCCAACUUUGCAACUCUUGUUGUCAACGAUAGUGACUUCACUCGUUUUGCACGUAAGCCCAGAGAUGCUCUUUGGUCUCAGCUCUUUACGAUUCCACUGGGCUUCGCCAUUACUUCCUUUAUCGGCAUCAUCGUUUCUUCGUCAUCAACCAUCAUCUAUAACGAACCAAUCUGGAGCCCUCUGGAUCUCCUUGGAAGAUUUAUCGAUGAUGGUAGCUCUGGCCAGAGAUUCGGCGUCUUUAUAAUCGCCUUGGCAUUUGCCUUGGCUCAGCUAGGCACUAACAUUGCCGCCAACUCCGUCUCUGCGGGAACCGAUAUGACAGCACUACUCCCACGCUACAUCAACAUCCGCCGAGGAUCAUAUAUUUGCGCCAUUGUUGGUUUGGCAAUGUGCCCGUACAACCUGCUCAGCAGCUCCAACCAAUUCACAACCUACCUUUCCGCUUACAGCGUCUUCCUCUCCUCUAUCGCUGGCGUCAUUGUUUCUGAUUAUUACCUUGUGCGGAGGGGUUACUUGGAUACCAAGGAGCUAUAUGAUGGUCGCAGAAAUGGGCCUUACUUUUACACGUGGGGAAUUCACUGGCGAGCUUAUGCUGCAUACAUUAGCGGAAUCGUGAUCAAUGUUGUUGGUUUUGCCGGAGCGGUUGGCACCAAAGUACCCAUUGGCGCCACGUACAUUUACAAUCUCAAUUUUUUCUGCGGGUUUAUCGUUUCGCUGGCCACAUAUUGGCUGUUCUGCAAGAUAUCUCCCAUUCCUGCUACUAGCGAUCGGUGGAUGGAGGUUGGUGAUCAUCUUGACGAUGCUCAACCUGAGUACGAUACGGGUAGUCAGCAAAGUUAUGAUGAAGAGAGGGAUACGGCAGUCAAGGGGCAUGAUAAGAAAGAUACCGUGCGUGUGACGGAUUUUUAGACGUAUAUCACGAGUUACAGUCUUGUUACAAUUUAAUGACCAUUUAGAUUUCUGUUUUAAAAUGUCAAUUCAAUCAAAAGUUCAAACUAUACCACCCAUAGCAGAUGGCACGCCUGCAUAAAUUUUUUCACACUCACCCAAACCAAC
This is a messenger RNA of Trichoderma asperellum CBS 433.97, 2202 nucleotides long. RefSeq lists its product as uncharacterized. NCBI's taxonomy places the organism in Eukaryota, Fungi, Ascomycota, Sordariomycetes, Hypocreales, Hypocreaceae. Gene Ontology annotation, biological process: transmembrane transport; nucleobase transport. Gene Ontology annotation, cellular component: plasma membrane. Gene Ontology annotation, molecular function: nucleobase transmembrane transporter activity. The record is from RefSeq and is a predicted model, not a curated record.